Molecule: messenger RNA, 2175 nt
Organism: Bombyx mandarina (wild silkworm)
Lineage: Eukaryota; Metazoa; Arthropoda; Insecta; Lepidoptera; Bombycidae
Gene: cert
Product: ceramide transfer protein
Biological process (GO): ER to Golgi ceramide transport
Molecular function (GO): lipid binding
Source: RefSeq, a predicted model, not a curated record
GUCAAAAAAAACGGCAACAAGCAACAAAUCGUUGUAAAAACGGAAUUAUAUCAGAUAAAAGUUUGGUUUUUAAUUGUUUGGUGUCAUUUUGUUUAAAGUUGAUUUAAUGUUAACACUUCCAUACACGUAACACAAUAUGAUUGACGAAAACAUCACAGUCAGCGAUAGUUCUGAUUUAGAAGAGGGCGGAACUCCUGAACUUCGCGGAUACCUAAGCAAAUGGACAAACUAUAUACACGGCUGGCAGGAUAGAUUUAUUGUCCUUAAGGAUUCUACUUUAUCUUAUUACAAGAAUGAACUCGAAAGUAAUCUAGGAUGCCGCGGUGCCUUAUGUCUGAAAAAAGCUAAAGUCAAGCCUCACGAGUUUGAUGACUGUAGAUUCGAUGUUUCUGUUAGCGACUGCGUUUGGUACUUAAGAGCGUCUAAUCCAGAGGAGAAACAGCAAUGGAUUGAUAUUCUAGAGUCUUUCAAACCACUGAAGGCAGAUGAGCGGGCUGUUCAAUUGACAGUGAACUGUCACCGUCGCCCGUGGACAUCUUCAACGCCAGAGGUUGAAUCAGGGUACGGUACAAGUUCAGAUAGUAGCUCAAAUGGAGGAGGUCUUCAAAGGCAUGGUUCUGCCACUUCACUACAGUCUACAGGGUCACACGGUCACUCUACACGUCGCCUCACAGAGAAAAUCACUGAGCUGGAAACGUACAAUGAGCUUCUGUCAAAGCAAGCAAUACAACUGCAACAAUACUUCGAUAUGUGUAUCGAUUCUUACCCAAAAAUUGAUGAUGCUAAUGAUGCGAUAGAUGCUGUUAAAUUAGCCGAUGGCAACGAUCUCAGAGUGCACGCAGGCGAAGUGCGGGCGACGAGUACGUCGUUCCGAGCGACUUGCGGCGCGACGGUGGCGACGCUGCAGCACUGCGUCGAACUGUUGCGUCGACGCGAGAAGCAGGCGAGACAAGCCGAGGACUUAUAUAUGGCUCUCAAGACUCAACUAAAUGAAGCGAGAUUAGCAUCCAAACCCGGACCAGACCACGAGGAGGGUCCACACUCCACCCUCCCCGACGACGAGUUCCACGAUGCGAUCGAGACAGGCUUCGACAAAAUGGAGGAGGAGCGGUGCACGAGGGUGGUGCCGGCCGUACACACCCGCGACCAGAUUGAAUUGCCACCGCCGGCCAUCGAUAACCGUCUCACCGUACAUCCCCUGUGGCCGGAGAUUGACAGGAUAUCGACAGAACAAAUACAGGCCGCGUUCGAAGGUGUCGGCGGUGAAAUCGGGUGGCAGUUGUUUGCUGAAGAGGGGGACAUGAGAAUGUACAGAAGGGAGGUGGAAGUCGACGGCAUGGUGAUGGAUCCUCUGAAGGCGAUGCACAAGGUGCGAGGCGUCUCCGCGCGUGAGAUGUGUCAUUACUUCUUCAACCCGAGAUACAGAUACGAAUGGGAAACUACCCUAGAACAGAUGACGAUAGUAGAAGAGAUCUCAUCGGACGCGCUGGUGUUCCACCAAACGUUCAAGCGGAUCUGGCCGGCGUCGCAGCGGGACGCACUGUUCUGGUCACACGUGAGGGCCUCCAGCGAAAACACCUUCGCUGUAACCAACCAUUCCACUACCAACACGGAAUAUCCAGCGAACUCUAGUGCGUGCAUCCGUUUGUUCGUGACCGUGUGUCUGGCUUGCCGCAGCACGUACCCGGCCGGCGAGCAGCCCACGCGGGAUAAUAUCACCACGAGCAUCGCCUAUUGCAGUACAGUGAACCCUGGAGGUUGGGCACCGGCCGGCGUGCUCCGCGCGGUGUACAAACGUGAAUAUCCCAAGUUCCUGAAGCGUUUCACCGGCUACGUCGUCGACCAGUGCAAGGACAAACCUCUCGCCAUCUAGCGGCGCGAUAACUCAACUGUUGACGCGCGCGCCCGCACGCAAUGCGAGCUCACGUUAUUUAUUAUUAUGUUUUAGUGUUAUCGUUGUAUGACGUCGAUGUUGCGUGAUAAGAAGGUAUCGUCAUAAAAAUUCAAAUCAGCCGAAAUAAUGAAUGUUGAUAAACCCGUUGUUCUAAAUACAGAUGGCUUAUCAACUCUAAUACGUUCGCUGUAUAUAUAAAUUUAUAUCAAUCAAUUACUGCUGGUAGGACCUCUUGAGUCCGCGCGGGGAUAGGUACCACCGCCCUGCCUAUUUCUGCCGUG